Molecule: messenger RNA, 3358 nt
Organism: Gymnodraco acuticeps
Lineage: Eukaryota; Metazoa; Chordata; Actinopteri; Perciformes; Bathydraconidae
Gene: znf16l
Product: zinc finger protein 16 like
Exons: 3
Coding region: 176-1840 (554 amino acids)
Biological process (GO): regulation of transcription by RNA polymerase II
Cellular component (GO): nucleus
Molecular function (GO): DNA-binding transcription factor activity, RNA polymerase II-specific; RNA polymerase II transcription regulatory region sequence-specific DNA binding
Source: RefSeq, a predicted model, not a curated record
UUUUGACAUGAUAGUGAUUUUGUUUGGAAAGGAGAUACCUGUGACAUCCGGCGCUACUCGUGUGACUUUGAUACACAUAACUACUGUCUUUCAGCAUCAUCCAAACAUUAGCUUGUUGAGUAGCUUUUAGCUAUCCAAACUCUUCAUAAAAUAGAGCUUCUGGCCAAGUAAACCUAUGAGUCGUAAAAGGAACCACAGUUUCGCUGAAACGAGCCUGUCUCCCGAGCUGCACGGAGCCUUCAUGGAGCCUCCCGGGUCUGCGAGCCGAGCCGACGCAGAUUUCUUGGAGCUGGAGCCCGACGAGGAGCUGCUGUGCUCGGUCAGCGACAUCACCGAACACCUCGGCAGAAACAUCACCGUGGUGCUGGAGACCGCGCUGUCCGAGAUCCGCAAGAUGGUCAGCAUCAGGAUACGAGUGCUAAAAAUGGAGCUGCGGGAGAAAAGUGAAGAAAUUCAAGUGUUAAAGGCCAGACUAGAUACAGUCGAUAGGGAUGGUAGGGACACUGUCCCCGGUCCAACCACCAUGGAGUCUGCAGAGGCUGGCUUCAAGAAGCAUGACUGCAGCAACAAACACAGCGGUGCCGACCCCAGGAGAGCCAAAGCCCUCCUGCCCGGGGUGAAGAAGGAGAAUAUAGAUGCUAUCUGCGACUAUCUCAUGAAAGACAAGAACUCGAGGGGGUGUGCCGACAUGGACGGAGACCAGAGCAGCCAAGCCAGCAGCGACAGGGAGGCUCGCCAAGAUCCGAUCCCGCACUCCCUCCACCUGUGGCCGGACAGCGGCAUGGCUGGCUCCGGGCCCGGGACCGGAGACCCAGAGUCAGCCGCGGACGACCUGUUCAGUAUGCUCCCCUCUGGCAGCAAACGGAUGUAUGACUACGAAUGGAUUGCACCGAUGGAAUACUCUGAAGACAUAAAAGACAUGAAGGGACCCGAGUGCGAGAACCCCCCGACCGGUGAGACAGAGGAUGAAGAGGAGGAGGAGGAGCAAGACGAGUCGUCGAGGAGAGAGGCGGGGGGGCUGGAGCAGGCGCCGACCCCCCUGUCACACGUCCCGACCUCAGAGUUCUCCAUGGGGCCCCAGAGCUCCCCAGGGGAGGGAGGGAGUCCCCUGGAGGGCCACACCGACAGGCCCGUGGCAGGCCAGCAGUUCCCCGGCCACACCUUCAUCUGCUCUCUGUGUGGAACCUUCUGCCCGGAUGCUUUGUUUCUGGAGGAACACGUCAAACUGAUACACGCAGACGCCUCCGGUGCUCAGGCUCUCCAGGCUCUGCAGUCCACCUGCUCCGCAGCACCCGACAUGGGGGAGGGCGGCAACGACUCUAGGGGGGGCGGAGAGGGGCAGAAUGAGGACGGUGAGGGAGAGGGGGCCGACGCUGGGCCGGGAGGGGGCCCCGUGAAGAAGGAGAUCAAAAUCGAUGGCGGGUACGAGUGUGGGGACUGUGGGCGCCACUUCAACUACCUGGGCAACCUGCGGCAGCACCAGAGGAUCCACACCGGGGAGAAGCCAUUCAUGUGUCCCGAGUGCGGGGAGAGGUUCAGACACGCGGCGCGCUUAAAGAGCCACAGACUGGUGCACAGUGGGGCCCAGAGCCCCUUCCCCUGCCCCCAGUGCGGGAAGGGGUUCUCCGUGCUGUCCGGACUGAAGAGGCACCAGAGGGUCCACACCGGGGAGAGCCCCUACGCCUGCCCUCAGUGCGGCCGGCGCUUCAAGGAGCUGGGGAACCUGUACACCCACCAGAGGAUCCACAGCGGGGCCACGCCCUACUGCUGCCAGCAGUGUGGGCGGAGCUUCAGACACCUGGGGACCUACAAGAGCCACCGCUGCACCCCCUCGCAGUGAACCUGUCCUGAGGAACGUUUGUAAGAGAAAGGAAAUGGGGCUGACUCAGAGGCGAGGGACACUGCUGGUGACACUGAAGGAGGCGCAGGUCAAGUGGAGAACGGGUUGGUGUCCUGAGAUGACCCCCGUGUUCGGUCAUCCUCGUGACAUUUCACACUGAGUCAGGAAUCAAGAAAAGCGUCAUUGAGCUCAGUUUGACCUUGGAAGCGAAGGUUUGAGGAAACAAUGUCAACUCCACGGCACUCCUUAUCAGCAGAGGGAGUUUCCAUGGAACUGAGGACUUGUUUUUUAUGUAAGCAUAAAGUCAGCAGGUUUAUUAUUGACAUCAGAAACGUUUGAGAGGACAGAAACACUUACAGUUCCAUGGUGGAGACAAGUCAGUCAUUCUGAGCUCAGAUUGUUCUUAAAGCUGCAUCAGAGGCCAUAAGCAGUGUUUUAGCCCAUCGAUCUGUGUAUACUUGAAAUGUUACCCAAGAUGUCAUUAUCCUUAAUUAUCUUUUAACCAUUUUCUCAAGCAUAUUUCAGCUGGCUUGACAUAGGUAAUUAGUUUAAUUAAAAGGCAGAGGGUGCAAAUCGGUUCAACAUUGGAAUCUCUCUGUACCCAGGUUUCCAUCCCAUUGUAUCACACAUUUUAAGAAAAUCAUGAAAAAAAAGCCAAUUAACGCUUGUUACCAUCCACUACCAUUAUGUGCCAAAAAAGGCCAACUAUUUCACCUUAGCGAGGCCCUUUUUUGCUUUGUUUUGAGUUUCUUUUUGUUCAGAAUGUUCAGCAUUUUUACUCAUGUUAUCAUUUGUAUUUCCAACACAACCACCAAAUGUGGAAGAUGUAGAUUUAAAGGGCUCAUCAACUCUAAACUGAGGUUUUCAGGUGGUUAUAAAUGAAUGAAAACAUGAUAAUGAAUAUUAUAUUCAAUUUCUGCUAACAUAUUCCCUUAAAUCCCACACACUAGGCCUCACAUUUAAAGUAAAUCUUAACCCUAGGCUGAAUGGAUUACUUAUCUCUAACACAUUUCGGUCAUCUGGUAUUUCAUGAAUGGUUGCCUGGUAAAACAAUGAACUCAAAAGGAAAGAGACAUUACAUUUAUGAUUCAACAUCAUUUAAGAACAUUUCCCACUGAUACACAUUGUUCGAGCACAACAGGAACCAGCAUAGGAAGUAACAUUUAUCUUGAGAGACUUUGAUUUGUGAAAUGGGCUUGAAUUAAUCUGUGCCUUAAAUGGAUCUGUAGUGGGACAACAGCACCCACUUGUGGACAUACUGUGUAACUACAACAACAACUCUUACUCUUUUUUCCCCCCCAUCACACUGCUUGGUGCUAUGCAUUGAGCAAUACUUUUCUCAUAUCAUUUAUAACCAGUGUAAUGUAUGUUACAGACUCAUAUUGGUCAUGUUAUACAUUUGCCUGUAUGAAAACCAAACAUUGUGUGAUGACAGAAAAAAAAACCUUAAAGGUCCCAUGUCAUGCUUGUCCGUUUAUUACCCGUCCCCUUGUGUGUUAUGAAGGUUUUUCUGCAUGU